Cavenderia fasciculata is the source of this 2442-nucleotide messenger RNA. RefSeq lists its product as uncharacterized. The record is from RefSeq and is a predicted model, not a curated record. The coding region runs from base 1 to 2442 and encodes 813 amino acids. Lineage: Eukaryota; Evosea; Eumycetozoa; Acytosteliales; Cavenderiaceae. The transcript has a single exon.
AUGUGGUCAGAGGAUCACCUUAAAGAAUGUGAAGAAAUAGAUGAGAUGAAGGGUAUAUGGAAUUCAAUCAAAGGUUUAGCAAAAGAGAUCAAUAGGUUUCACAUCCCUCAAACAACAUCGAUCUUUUUUUAUGAUAGGAUGAUAACAGAGAUGAUAGGUUACAUUGAUCAAAUAGAGAGUAAAGAAGGAAAAUACUAUCCUAGCUACAGUUACGACAUCAUCAAAAAGAUUAAUCUAGAGACUGAAACGACUCUAUUCUCUAUUCUAUUUAGUUAUAUAGAUAGAGACAAGAUUAGUGUUGUUAGAGAUAUGAUCAUUCAACGACUCAUUGCAAGAAAUAGUAGAUCGACAGAUAAAUUAAUAGAACAAGCUUAUGAAAUGCACUUUAUCGUUAGAAGACAACAACAACAACUUAAAAAAUAUUAUGCACAGUCAUCAAAUGAUAAAGACUAUGGUAAACUAAAUAUGCCAAUAGUACCUCUAAUCAAUGUUUAUAAAAAGGAUGGAUAUGUAUCCGAUGAUAUUACAUUUAUCAAUCAUAAUCAUGCAAGAUAUAUUUGUCCGACUAGAGAGUUGUUUAAAAUGUCGAUUGACAAACAUUUGAUAUCGAUAAAGUGUGAUGGACUACUCGACAAUAUAAAGUGGAGUGAUAAUAAUGGUACAGAGGUUUGGUUGGCUGGUGGUUGUCCAUUCUCAGCAUUAGAUAGAAAGUGGAUUGGUUGGUUGUCAAGAUACAAACACUUUUGCGAGGUGAGACGACUGGUCAGCAAGUUUUCACUUCCAAUGAUGAUCAACAACACUAUCAAUCGUCUAUUACGACCUUUUAUCGACCCUUUAUCAGGUAUUGAUAUGCUUCCAACUCGUUCUGAAGGGAGUAUGCCAGACUAUACAAGAGACAAAAGAGUAGAAGUACACACAGUCCGAGACUAUGACUUUUUCAUCAUCUGCAAAAAUGUUAGCGAUGGACAAAGAAAAGUAGUCGAGUUGACCAAACAGAUACACGAUUAUUUGGUAAAACUAGGACACACAGAUAUUACAAUCAAACGUACAUGUAAUACAUUUACAAUUGGUCCAUUUACAAUCAUCCUCCCACUAUUCCAUUCACUCGAAGAAUUAUUAGUUGGAUUUGACUUGGAUUGUUGUUGUGUUGCUUAUAAUGGCCAAGAUGUGUAUGUUCAUCCAAGAGCAUUACAAUCUUAUGCAACACGUACAAACUGUGUUCCUCAUCUGCCCACCACAAUACGAUCGAGUGUGCCACAUGAACGUAUUGCCAAGUACAAAACAAGAGGUAUCAAACCACAAUAUAUCUACAUUCAUUGUAAACAUAUAUUUUGCAGGUCUAUAAAACGUAUGCCAUCAUCUCAUCCAACCCGAGAAGAACCAAUGCCCCUAUGCUACAGUGACUCGAAUCUCUGUCAACAAAUGGAAAAUAUAUCUAUUUCACAACUCGAGCACAAACUUGGUAAUGGGACAAACGUAGAUAUUGGUUCGAUAGAGUCACUUUGGAACUACUGUGUAUGGGCAAGCCUGCAAACGGUUAGCUUGCUUUGCAUGACAUCACAUCACCACAAACAUUGUAGUGAGUGUGCUCAACCACUUGGAAAGUCUGCCCAACUUGGUAGAUGCCGUUAUUGCAAGACAGCUCCGGCUACUCUUAAAAAGAUCCCAUUGACCGAACCCAAAACAAUAGUCUUGUGUGGACGAAACUUUGACCAGUUUCUCAACCGAUUCGAGUUUCAAGGUAUGGUUGUUUUCGUAACACUGUAUCCCUACACACUGUACCGUCAGUUAUACCAGAUGUUUGAAGCUCAACAAAUCAGUAUGACCAGUUGUGCAAUCAUUGCAAUGGAUGAUUUCAACAAUUCACAGUUUCAACAUUUGGCAUCUUAUUUGACCAUUGACCCAAUCCCAGCUGUACCCGGCAACAAAGAAGGCGAUAGUGAUGGUGAACAUCAACCGCUCUUUCUUGGUCAGAUAAUCAACCUUUUGUUUGAAGAAAAUAGAUUCAAAGAUUAUUACCUAGACAAUUCUGGAAACACAAAAUAUCUUGAAUCGUACACACAACUCGAGAUAUAUAACAUGGAUAUUGAAGAAGAGAUUAAAACCAAUUCAUAUUCAUACACUGAAGAAUAUAUAUCUCAGUUUAUAACACUUGAAGAAGAAGAAGAAGAAAGACAACCAAACAAAAAGAAACAAAAGUUUUUACCUAAUUUGGAUUUGUGUACUGUAAUCAAACAAGACUUUCAAGCAUACUCAUCGUUUAUCAAGUUACUCCAAUCACUCCAAUUUAACGAAGACUAUAGUUUCUAUCAAUACUCUUUUAUUGAUGGACUAAAGCAAUCAAAUCAUCCAGACCUAUCUAAUCUUUUCAAUGAUGAUGAUCCAAAUGGAGAUGGUAUACCUCAAAGUUCUCAUACUCUUUGUAAAUUAAAAAACUUUUAA